UUCGCUAUGAAGACAGUAACACCGUGACGCUAACGACAUCUUCGAGCACGAUCCGCACCUUGUUAUCGACUGUAUGUCGAUAGCCACAAACCACUGGUGUUUCUGUCGAAAAAUCGAAGUAAUACGAUAUUUACAGAGCUUUAAGCGUAUUUACAUAUAAUUGCAAACGUACAAAAUCACCUUUGAAAUGGCCACGAUCGCUCGUACUUUGCGCCCUUAUUUGAGGUACAUCCGCAGUCAAAGGACUUAUGCAGAUGCUGCUGCCAGUGAUCAAAUGAAAUUUACUUUUGCUGGUGCUAAUCAGGUGUUUUAUGACAAAGCUGUAAUUCGUCAGGUCGAUGUACCUUCCUUCUCAGGUUCCUUUGGUAUUUUACCAAAACAUGUACCUACAUUGGCAGUAUUGAAGCCUGGAGUGGUUACAGUUUAUGAGGAAAGUGGGACAUCUAAGAAAAUUUUUGUGUCAUCUGGUACCGUUACCAUAAAUGAGGAUAAUAGCGUGCAGAUUCUAGCAGAAGAAGCUCAUCCAGUAGAAAAUCUUGAUAAUGCAGCAGCAAGAGAUGUUCUUAGCAAAGCCCAGCAACAACUUUCAUCAGCAUCAUCAGAAAAGGAUAAAGCUGAAGCAGCUAUUGCAGUUGAAGUUGCAGAAGCUCUUGUGCAAGCUUCACAAUAAAUUAUUAAAAAUAAUAUGAAAUUACACACAUGAAUUUCACCACAUUACCAGUUUAGAGAGAGGCAUGUGUUCAAUACACUCUUGUCAUAAUUGCUGUACAAUAGUAUAAUGAUAAUAAAAGUAUGUUAAGUUACA
Messenger RNA from Odontomachus brunneus, 805 nucleotides. It is a transcript of the gene ATPsyndelta, whose product is annotated as ATP synthase subunit delta, mitochondrial. Gene Ontology annotation, molecular function: proton-transporting ATP synthase activity, rotational mechanism. Lineage: Eukaryota; Metazoa; Arthropoda; Insecta; Hymenoptera; Formicidae. The record is from RefSeq and is a predicted model, not a curated record. Gene Ontology annotation, biological process: proton motive force-driven ATP synthesis. The transcript has 4 exons. The coding region runs from base 188 to 670 and encodes 160 amino acids.